Macadamia integrifolia is the source of this 398-nucleotide messenger RNA. RefSeq names its product ER membrane protein complex subunit 6-like. Gene Ontology annotation, biological process: protein folding in endoplasmic reticulum; autophagosome assembly. The record is from RefSeq and is a predicted model, not a curated record. The annotation marks the transcript as partial. The transcript is spliced from 3 exons. Gene Ontology annotation, cellular component: membrane; endoplasmic reticulum; EMC complex. NCBI's taxonomy places the organism in Eukaryota, Viridiplantae, Streptophyta, Magnoliopsida, Proteales, Proteaceae.
AACCUUGUUGUUAUUUAUUUCAACAGUCGAACUUUCUUGUCCAUCAUUGGUGGAGUUAUUGCCGGAAUUUUGGGAUUCACUGGCUUGACGGGCUUUGUCUUUUAUUUCCUCAUCAUGGCGAUUACUUCUAUUGGACUUGCAGCCAAGGCAAAGUUCUCCAUUCAUGCUUAUUUUGAUUCUUGGAAUCGAAUUGUACUUGACGGCUUUUUGGGUGGGCUACUGUCAUUCGUAUUGUUCUGGACAUUUGCAUAUGACAUCGUGCAUAUAUUCUGAGGGAGUGACUGCGAAAGAGAGCUACUCAGUGCUGUGAAGGAGAAUAACCCUGCUUUCUGAAAUGCUUCUGUAAUACAUCAGGGUUGAGGAUUCUAAAGAAUUUUUUUUUUUGUUGGCUUCUCUCA